This is a messenger RNA of Didymodactylos carnosus, 3087 nucleotides long. The record is from the annotation of a GenBank genome assembly. Lineage: Eukaryota; Metazoa; Rotifera; Eurotatoria; Philodinida; Philodinidae.
AUGGGAGCUUCGGCUCCAAAACGUCGAAAAAAUAAAGUUAUAACAGAUGAAUGUCUAAUGAAAUUAUGGCAACGUUAUGAUGACUGUCGUAUUGACAUUCCAGCGUUCUUGAAAACUGCCGAAAUGAAACUACCAUCAUCACCUAGUGAAAAAUCUCAAACUGUUCAUGUUUCAUCACCGAUAUUAGACUGGAUCGAGAGUCUUGAUAAGAGACCAACCGAUCGUACUGGUGAAGAUCUUGAUAAAAUAUUUUCUAAAUUAAAAGAUGUUAAAGCAUUUGAAAAAUUUCAUCCAUUACUCAUUCAACAAUUGUGUUAUUAUAGCUAUUAUGAAAAUCUCGAAAAAGGUGUUACAUUAUUUCGAACAGGUGAUUAUGGUUCAAAUUGGUUUGCUAUUUUAGCCGGUUAUGUUGACGUUGUUGUACCAAGUGAAAAUGGUAAAGGACAUACGCUUAUAUGUACAUUGGGAUCAGGAGCUGCUUUUGGUGAAUCAAUUCUCUAUGAUAUGCCAAGAAAUGCUACUGUUAUUACAACAGCCUUUUGUGAAUUAUUACGUGUAGAACAAAAAGAUUUUAAAAUAUUAUGGGAAAGAAAUAAACAGUAUAUGCAUGGUGUUAUAACAUCAUUAUCUAGAUUAACAAAUACUUUAGAUCCAAAACGGCGAGCAAGUGAAUUUGAUCCAUCAUUACUACCACAAGUGGGAAGUUCAAAAUUUUUCAGAGAUGAUCCAAGUCGAAAUCCAGCUCUACCAAUAGUUCCACAAAUGAUUCGAGAUCGAAAAUAUCAUUUAAAAAUGCAUCGAAGUUGUUUAGUGGGUUCAGAAAUGGUUGAUUGGCUCAUUCAUCAAAGUCCCAUUGUACAUUCAAGAAGUCAAGCAGUCGGAAUGUGGCAAGCAUUAUUAGAAGAAUCGGCUAUACAACAUGUUUCUCAAGAACACUAUUUUAAAGAUAAAUACUUAUUUUAUCGUUUUUCGGGUGAUGAGGAUGGUAUUGAUAGUCAAUCAAUUAAUGUCGAUAAUCCAGAAUGUGAAGAGCAAUUGCAUGAAGUUAUUAUGAUAUUAACUCAAGUGGCACCAGAUGCAAUGUUAAGAAUGAUUUUACGUAAACCACCACAUGAACGAACUGUUGAUGAUCUUGAAAUAAUUUAUGAUGAAUUAAUUCAUGUUAAAGCACUUUCACAUUUAUCAUCACUUGUUAAACGAGAACUAGCCGGUGUACUUGUAUUUGAAGCUCAUCCAUUUCAAUCGGAAGUUUUAUUUAGUCAAGGAGAUGAAGGAAAAUCAUGGUAUAUUAUAUUGAAAGGUUCUGUUAAUGUUGUCAUUUAUGGUAAAGGCGUUGUUUGUACACUACAUGAAGGUGAUGAUUUUGGUAAAUUAUCACUUGUUAAUAAUUCACCAAGGACAGCCACAAUCGUAUUAAAUGAAGAUAAUUGUCAUUUUUUGCGAGUAGACAAAGAUGAUUUUAAUCGAAUACUUCGUGAUGUUGAAGCAAAUACUAUUCGACUUAAAGAACAUGGAAAAGAUGUUUUAGUUUUAGAAAAGAUUCCUAUUAAUAUGAAAACAAUUGAUGGAAACUAUCAAGUCUGUUACAAAUAUUCAGUAAUGGCUGGUAGUGCCGAAAAAAUGCUUGAAUAUUUAUUAGAAACUCGUAUAUGUGUUAAUUGUGAAGAAGGUGAUACAUUUUUAGAUGAUUUUCUUUUUACUCAUAUCGUCUUUAUGCCUGUUAAUCAAUUAUGUGCAACAUUGUUAACAAUUUUUAAAGCAAAACCUCAUCAACGAUCCGGUGAACGUAUGGAUUUAUCAUUACAUGAAAAAGUCAAAGUAAUACGAUUCGUAUUAGAAUGGCAUAAUAUUGCUGGUGAAGCAUUUUAUGAAGAUACAAAAAUUAAUACAUUUCUUGAAGAACUUCAUCGUGUUAUAAGAAUUGAUGCUAAAAUUUAUCCACAAUUAAGAGAUGAAUUGAAAUCGAUUGAAGCCAUAAUGGAAAAUGAUCCAGAUAAUCGUGAAUCAAAACGAACAAAACUAUCUUGGAAACAACGAAGUAGUAUUGAUAAAUUAAAGAUGAUUCGUGGUUCAGAUGAAGUUAUAUUUAAAGUAUAUUGUGCUGAUCACACUUAUACAACAUUGAAAAUGACUGUUGAUACAUUGGCAUCAAAAAUUGUUCGAUUAGCAGCUGAUAAACUUGGUCUAAGAUCCGAUUUGCCAGAUGAUCUUAAAUUGUGUGAAGUAAAAUCAACUGGAGAGCGUAUAGUAUUUAAAGAAAGUGAUUUGAGUAUAUCACAUGGUCUCAGUUUAAAUGGACGAUUAUUUUUGGCUCCCAGUGAUCAUUUGGACGCUCUUGUACCAUUACCCGAACAAGAAGGUCCAUCACGUGGUACAUGGCAAAAAUUAGAAAUGUUUAGUUCAAAAGAAUUAGCAUAUGUCAUGACACUUUACGAUUAUGAGUUAUUUAAUGCUAUUCAUCAAGUAAAUAAAUUAAAAUUUAUUAUUUGUUGUUGUUGUUUUUUUCGUUUCUGUAAACAAAUUAACUUUGGAUUAACAUUUUUUUUGAAGUAUGAGUUAAUUUAUCAAGUGUUUGGUCGAUAUAAAUAUGGUAAAAUUACGGCAAAUCUCGAUGUUUUUAUGAGAAGAUUCAAUGAAGUACAAUAUUGGAUUGUUACCGAAGUUUGUUUGACAACUAGUCUUGGAAAACGCGUUCAAUUAUUAAGAAAAUUUAUCAAAUUGGCAUCCUAUUGCAAAGAAUAUCGAAAUUUACAUUCAUUUUUUGCGGUAGUCAUGGGUCUAAGUAAUAUUGCUGUGAGUCGAUUAUCACUUACCUGGGAAAAAUUACCAAAUAAAAUAAAACGUAUGUUUUCAGAAUUUGAAGCAUUAAUGGAUCCGUCUCGAAAUCAUCGUACCUAUCGAUCAAGUUUAACAAAAUUAACACCGCCUAUUAUUCUAUUUAUGCCAUUAUUAUUAAAAGAAAUACAAUUACCACAAGGUAUGAAAAAUACUCAAGAAAUUCAAGAAUACAUACGAGAGCUGAGUGUAAUUGAUAAUCAACGAAUUCUUAAUCAAUUAUCAAAUAAAUUGGAACCACGUCAAACAUAG